Melopsittacus undulatus (budgerigar) is the source of this 2559-nucleotide messenger RNA. RefSeq names its product PIN2 (TERF1) interacting telomerase inhibitor 1 (gene PINX1). Bases 21 to 1103 code for a protein of 360 amino acids. Gene Ontology annotation, molecular function: telomerase inhibitor activity; nucleic acid binding. The record is from RefSeq and is a predicted model, not a curated record. The transcript is spliced from 7 exons. NCBI's taxonomy places the organism in Eukaryota, Metazoa, Chordata, Aves, Psittaciformes, Psittaculidae. Gene Ontology annotation, cellular component: nucleolus.
GCAGGAAGGAGGCCCCCAAGAUGGCGAUGCUGGCGGAGCCCCGUAGAAAGCAGAAGUGGUCUGUAGAUCCACGAAAUAGCGCCUGGAGUAAAGAUGAAUCCAAAUUUGGCCAGAAGAUGCUGGAAAAGAUGGGCUGGUCCAAAGGAAAGGGUCUUGGGGCUCAAGAACAAGGAAAUACAGAACAUAUCAAGGUUCAAGUGAAAAACAACACACUGGGGUUAGGAGCAACUAUCAAUUAUGAGGACAACUGGAUUGCUCAUCAGGAUGACUUCAACCAGCUUCUGGCUGAACUGAAUGAUUGCCAUGGACAGGGUGGAACAGAGUCCUCAGUGAAUAAUCAGAAGAAGACAUUCAGUCUGGAAGAAAAAUCCAAAUCUUCCAAGAAACGUGUCCAUUAUAUGAAGUUUGCAAAAGGUAAGGAUCUGUCUUCUCGCAGUGAAGAUGAUCUGUCCUGCAUAUUUGGGAAGCGACAGAAGAGUUUGAAGGGACAGGAGGAUAUUGCCAGUUCUAAGUCUCAGGAAGAGAAGCAGGGAAACUGCUGUCUAUCUGAGCCUGCAGAUGGUUACAAUACAGUGAAGAGCGUUCUCACUGUACAGGAAUAUUUCGCCAAGCGCAUGGCAAAACUGAAGGGAUCCCAGAAUGACACAGAAACAAAGGUAGUCAGUUCCAGCCCAACAGCUGAUGAAGCUUUGGAGCCUUCAGGAGAGCUGAAAACCAAAGUCAAAAAGAAAAAGCAGAAGCAGAAGAGAGAUGAGGCCAAGAGUACAGAGCAUUGUGAGAAACCAAAAGUGAAACAGUCGAAGAUAAGUGGUUUGAAUGACGAGGAACUGGAUGCUCCUUUAAAUGCAUGUCACUCAAGGAAAAAGAAAAGGAAACAUAAAGAGCAGCAUGAAGGGGAAAGCAUUAGUUGUAAUGAAAACUUGGGCAAUGGAGAAAUUUAUACAGGAGCAUCUGAUGGGGAAGAUCUGAGUGUAAAGGACUGUGAGGGACGGCAAAAGAAACACCAUAAAAAGAAACACAAGAGGCAAAAAGAGGAAACAGAUGAGUGUAUCAAAGGAGCGCAGAAAAAGAAAAAGAAGCAUUGCAAGCACAUUUCAGAGUGAAGCUGUGACUCAGGUGAUUUGUACCUUAGCAAGUUAGAGAAGUCUGUGUAAACACACCAGCCAGACACCACUUGUGAUCCAGACUUGAGCACACUGCUCUACCUCCAGCAGAAACCACAGACUGUGUUUAAAUAUAGCUCUUUCAAGGGAGAACAUGGUGACAGAUCAAUGUGAGCUUCAGUGCCUGUCGUGGUUUAAACCACCUAUUAAAAAAGAUAUCCAUGGGUACUGCCAAGGCUUGCAUGUCUGCAAACCAAGACUUGACAAAAAAUAGUUCCACUUUGCCUCUUUCAGUAUGGCAGACGGUUCACCUUAGUGGCUUUGCAAGAGCUGUGUCGUAACACAGCAGACCUUGUGCUGCCUUCAGCCCAGAUUCACUGUGGUGCAACGCUGUUCCAGUCAGGUAACAGCAAGCAAAGUCAGACCUGGUUUUAACCACUGUGGUUAAGUGUGGGAAAGUCAGUGAAUACUUACUACCUGCUGCUUCACACUGUGUUUUUCUCCAUCCAGGUUAAAAAGAACAAUUUACCCUACUACUAUCUUUAUUAUUAAAGCAACUGUCGUUUUCGCUUGUGAUAGACCAGCUCUGCUUCUGGAAACACAAGAGGUUUUGCAAAGUUCCAUGUAUUUUUUUCACUGAUUUUUGCAAAGUCAUGUCUAAUUUUUUCCUUGAUCUCCAUUUACAUAUUAAAUAAAUGUUGUUUCUUCCCCAAAUACUUGUUCUAAUAUUAAAGUUUUACACCUGAGUGUCAGUACUAAAGAGUGAAAUAAAAAUACCUCCCUUCAUUUGCUAGCCAGUUGUUAACUAUUCUCUAGCAAUUGUAACCUUGCAACAAAGCUAAAGGAGCUGUGCCUUUAUUAAUCAUAUCUAGAUCCUUGGUUCUCUGGGAACAUUCAGGGUACCUUCAGUGAUGUAUCUGGCAUUCAGAAAGUUGUCUUGGCUAGAGCAAGAGCUUUUUCUCUAAAAUUAGGGACCAGUGGAUUUUAAAAGUUUAGCUGGCCAGAUGCAUUAGUAUUGCUGCGUACACACUGAACACUUGCAGUUUAGGUCUAUAAUCAAAUUAUAGCUUUUUUCUAAUUGUAAACCUGAAAAUAAGCAAUGCUGGAACUCAGCACCACCAUAACCAGUUUUGUAUGAGGUAUUAAACAUUCAGCAUGAAUUUUAACUUGUUAAUCUCAGCUAAGAGCUGUUAGAAGAGAUGGGCAAGUGGAGAAGUAAAGCUUUGGAAUGAGAAGCAGCAUUCACCAUCCUGGAGUCUGAUUCUGAUACUGCUUUAGCCAUAGCAAAGGGACAGCACAAUCCUGAAAGCCAGCCAGUUCUCAUGUCAUAAUCUGGAGUGGCUGACCGGAAUUCACAUCAUUAGCUGUUCAUUUGACUUUGGGCCUUUCUACGUUUCAUCAGUGUAAAUCUCAAACGUCCCACUGGCCUGCACUGCUGAAUAAAAUGGGAACAUUU